Messenger RNA from Amblyraja radiata (thorny skate), 2912 nucleotides. Its product is annotated as G-protein coupled receptor 1. Lineage: Eukaryota; Metazoa; Chordata; Chondrichthyes; Rajiformes; Rajidae. The record is from RefSeq and is a predicted model, not a curated record. Gene Ontology annotation, molecular function: G protein-coupled receptor activity. Bases 300 to 1361 code for a protein of 353 amino acids. The transcript has 13 exons. Gene Ontology annotation, biological process: cell surface receptor signaling pathway; adenylate cyclase-activating G protein-coupled receptor signaling pathway. Gene Ontology annotation, cellular component: plasma membrane.
CGGUUUGUGUUUGUUUCUACAAUAAGCCUUGCUGUUUCUUCCUGAAGCAGUAUUACUUGAAAUAAUACUGAUGAAAGCAAAGUGGGAUUGCUGGUGUGUUGGAAAAGAUUACAAAAACGGUGCCACUCAGUUGCAGAUGUAGGAACGUCUUUAUUUCUCGUGUGCUGGAGCAUGUUUACGCGAGGAGUGUAAGAGCUGGAGCCCGGGCCCAAGCCGACUGGUUGGUCCCAGGGCGGAUGCCGUAACAUUGUGCCUGUGGUGGCUGCGCGGCGGCGGCAGCUUCUGCGAGCCCUGUUACCAUGGAAAAUGAGCUUCUGCAAACCGCCAGCAACUUCACCGACGUGCCCAAUUUCCGCUGCACUAUGUUCAAUUCCGACUCGGAGGAUUACAAAUGCGUCAUCAUCAUUGCAGUAAAGCGGGCCUCUGCUGCUUUCUCUCUCAUUGGGUGCUUCUUUAUGCUGCUUGUGAUAUGGUUAUUUCGGAAGUACAACUCUUUGGCCCAGAAAAUGAUCCUGAGUCUGACUUUGGCUGCAUUGUUUGACAGUAUUGCCUAUCUAAUGGGAGAAGUUAUCCCAGAUGGUGCUCUGUGCAACUUCCAAGCCUGGUGGCUUACCUAUUUUGACUGGUGUUCCCUGGCAUGGGUUUGUUGCAUUACGGCCAACCUGUAUUUCAACUUGGUGAAAGAAACCAGAACAGAACAUCUCGCAGCUGUGUAUUAUGUUGCUGCCUGGGGCGUGCCUUUCUUUCUAUCAUGUCUUCCACUCUUUGGAGAUUACUAUGGCCCCGCUGGAGCAUGGUGCUGGAUUACAGACGAACAUGUUGUCUGGAGAUUUGGCAUAUGGUACAUCCCCUUGUUUGUCCUCAUCUUUCUGAUGAUGUCCUGCUACCUUCACAUAUUUUAUAUAGCCAAAAAGAGGGUUUUAACCUGGUCUGGCCCAUAUGAUCCUGAAAAAGAAAGAAGCAAGAUCUUAUUAGCUCAAGAAAUCAAACCACUUAAGUGGUACCCAUCUGUAUACCUGGCAGUGUCCCUUUUUCCUCUCAUUAACAGGGUACACAAUGCAUUUGAUCCUAAUCAUCCUGUUUUUGUCCUGACGCUCCUGCAUGUUAUCACUGCUCCACUUCAUGGACUCGCCAAUGCAAUUGUGUUUGGAUUUGACAGAGAAACAUGGAGCCAGCUGAAUUUAACCUCUCUGCAGCUUGCUUUCCAGUCCCGAUUUUCUGAUACAACAUUGAUUAUGGAGUACCGGCCUGGGCCAGUGCGCUACGUGGCCCAUUUGGAAAGUGAUUCCUCAGACUCGUGUGACGAUGGCACAGGAGCAAUUUAUUCAUCCACCAUGACGUCUUGGGACAGGAGGCCCUGACAACAGAAACACCCUUCAACUGAAUAUGUGCACUGUUGGACUCCGAGACAAAGGAAGAGCCCCCUCUGUGACACUAGAGAUGAGCUGUCAACCUUCAUUAUUAAUUCUAGGCUCUUAAUAUUUAAUGUCAUAAAACUGGAACAGAAGCUUCAGAUUUACAGAGGAGGCACCGUGCUAAACACAAACACAUCAGUUAAAGAGAUUGUUCCUUUCAGCUGCCUCUGCUAGCUGUGCUUCAAACUAAAGAGAAAGAUAUACCAAUACAAAAAAAUGAAGACAAUUUGGAGUAAGUUGGUAAAAUAGAGUAAGCAUUUGCAACCGCUUUGUGAGGAGAUUGUGUUUUAAAUUUGUAUGUACAUGAAUUAAAUUUGAACCUUUUUCACACAGCACAUCCUCUGUUUAGCAGGCAAAACAUUCUGGUUCAGAUUGUGGAGCAAAAUUAUGAUGUGAAACUACUGUGUUUGUUGUUAUGUAGCAUUCUCUGUGGUAAUAGAGGCUGUUUGUGGGGGGAGGGGAGAGGAGAAGAGAAAGCUGAAGAAAGUUGAAAAUACGCAAUUGCAGAAUCCUUAGCAUCAAUCAGUGAUGAAGUGGUGGAGGCCAACUACAAGUCCUCUUCAAAAAUGUUGAUAGCUUCAUUUUAACAUCAUUCGCUUAAGGUGCCGGCAUAAUGAGACAAACUACAAAAACAGCGGAAACAUUACAGAUAUCUAGAUGUUCAGGUCCACAAAACUGUAGCUUAUUUGCUCAUUUUAAUGUUGUAUUGUUUGUACGUUUAUACUCUUGAUGAGUUUUAUUUAUUCUUAUAACGUUAUUGAUCCUUCUGGUUUUCAACUGAAGAUUUCAUUUGAAAAGAGUUAUAUAAUUGUUAUGGGCUGAAACGGUUAAAUUUGUAUUGGAACCAUUUUUCAUUUGACUUCACUAGUUUUGUUAAAAGGUUUAUAGAAAAUAUGUAUACCAUCUGACAAAUUGGUGCAGCAUUAUGGCAGUAACAAAGUUGGAGGUGAAUUAGCCUGCAUGAUAAAGUCAGAUAUACACAGAAAGUGCUAGAAUAACUCAGCAGGUCAGACAGCAUCGCUGGAGAAAAAGAAUAAGUGACGAUUCUAAACGUUACCUAUCCUUUUCUCCAGAGAUGCUGCCUGACCCACUGAGUACUCCAGCACUUUGAGUGAAUCUUAGGUAUAAACCACCAUCUGCAGUUCUUAGUUUCUAUAUCAUAAAGCCAGAUACAUGGCAUGCAGCUUGGACCAAUGUUCUAAGAAGCCUGGCUGCAGAAAGCCUCUUUAUGCCUAUAUAUAAUAUAAACUAGAGGCAAUUUAAUCUUGUUUUCAAUACAAAAACAAGCCCUUUCUGCAGAGAAACAAAAAUAAAAUAUUGCUGAUGCUAGAAAACUGAAAUGAAAGCAGAAAAUCCUAUUACUGCUUAGCUGCUGAGAUUACACAAGUUGGAUACCAGUAACUUUGUUUUGUGAUGAGCUUGCAUUAAGUAGGAAUUCGUAUCAACAUUUUCAUUCCUCCUCUGUACUUGCAAUAAAGCUGUAAUCUAGCUCAUCAA